UCGCCACCUUUGAGAUCUUCGUGCACCUGCUGGCCCUGUUGGUGUUCUCCGUACUUUUGGCACUGCGAGUGGACGGCUUGGCCCCGGGCCUUUCCUGGUGGAAUGUGUUUGUGCCGUUUUUCGCCGCCGACGGGCUCAGCACCUACUUCACCACCAUCGUGUCUGUUCGCCUCUUCCAAGACGGGGAGAAGCGACUAGCUGUGCUGCGCCUCUUCUGGGUUCUCACAGUGCUUAGCCUCAAGUUUGUCUUUGAGAUGCUGCUGUGCCAGAAGCUAGUGGAGCAGACUCGAGAGCUCUGGUUCGGCCUGAUCACGUCUCCGGUCUUCAUUCUCCUGCAGCUGCUCAUGAUCCGGGCUUGUCGCGUCAACUAGCCUCGUGCAGGGGCUGGGAAUGGAGCACUGCGCAGCUGGAGUGCUGGGUCAUCCAGUCCAGACCCUACUUGGCGCCACACUGGAGAAGCUUUGGUCAGAAAUCCGUGUCUGCUUGUGCCCCGUUUACUGUCCAGUUUUCUCUAUAUCUAAGAUUGUUUCCUCAGCAAAACUUAAAAGUGAAGCCUCGAUUAUUAAAAGUUAUUUCCUGUUACUCAUGCUCUGAGUUGCCAGACAAUACUGAACUUUUAUGACAUUUGGAAACUGCAUAUACGUAAACUAUCCUGAUAGGCUCUGAAUAUUUCCCAUGGUGAUAUACCCCUUUAUGAAUCAGCUUGUUCACUCAGAGCUUACCCCUCCAUCGGUCCAGGCCAGACUUCUUUAUACAAUUGAUAAUCUAACAGAGCUUGCGUCACUUUUCUCUGUCCUGGGGAAGAAUAGCCUUUUUUCAUUCCAUCCCACAUAGAGACAGCAGACUGUUGAAAACAAAGCAUGAAUAGGACCCAGUGUGUUUAUCUGCAAUCUGAGAAAAAACUCUGGUCUCAAGACAUUGCUUGGUUUCCUGGCCCAACAGAUUACAGUUUCACGGAGUUUCCCACCACCUUGUGGCAGGCAUCAUUAAUACACUGUGACAGACAGACCUCCCUAAGGGACCAAAGACAGGAAGAGGCGCUCACAUGCUCAUGGAAAUGGAUACUUACACAUAAGAGCUUGUGAACAGCUUGAGUUUAUUGACCUAAGGUCUUGAUUUUAUGUCAAUCAUGUGCCAAAUGAGAUCAUUUGUUGAGAUGGAAUAAUGUUUCUUGAAAUCAAUAUAUACCUAGACAUCUCAA
Molecule: messenger RNA, 1201 nt
Organism: Cricetulus griseus (Chinese hamster)
Lineage: Eukaryota; Metazoa; Chordata; Mammalia; Rodentia; Cricetidae
Source: RefSeq, a predicted model, not a curated record